Messenger RNA from Jaculus jaculus (lesser Egyptian jerboa), 3822 nucleotides. RefSeq names its product transmembrane p24 trafficking protein 10 (gene Tmed10). Gene Ontology annotation, cellular component: COPI-coated vesicle; COPII-coated ER to Golgi transport vesicle; endoplasmic reticulum. Gene Ontology annotation, biological process: endoplasmic reticulum to Golgi vesicle-mediated transport; intracellular protein transport; Golgi organization. The record is from RefSeq and is a predicted model, not a curated record. The coding region runs from base 48 to 707 and encodes 219 amino acids. The transcript is spliced from 5 exons. Lineage: Eukaryota; Metazoa; Chordata; Mammalia; Rodentia; Dipodidae.
CCCCUCCUUGCGUGGGGGGGGGGGUUGGUGAGCGAGUCUCCGGCACCAUGUCUGGUUCAUGCGGCCCACUCUCCUGGCGUGGCCGUGGCCCGUUGGCGUUGGUGUGUCUGUUCCUGCUCGUCCCCAGCUCGGUCCUGGCCAUCUCCUUCCAUCUGCCCAUUAACUCUCGCAAGUGUCUGCGCGAGGAGAUCCACAAGGACCUGCUGGUGACCGGCGCCUACGAGAUCACCGACCAGUCCGGGGGCGCCGGCGGCCUGCGCACCCACCUCAAGAUCACAGAUUCUGCUGGGCACAUUCUAUACUCCAAAGAGGAUGCAUCCAAAGGGAAGUUUGCCUUUACGACGGAAGAUUAUGAUAUGUUUGAAGUGUGUUUUGAGAGCAAGGGAACAGGGCGGAUACCUGACCAACUCGUGAUUCUAGACAUGAAACACGGAGUGGAGGCAAAAAAUUAUGAAGAGAUUGCAAAAGUCGAGAAACUCAAGCCAUUAGAGGUGGAGCUCCGACGCCUGGAAGACCUUUCAGAAUCCAUUGUUAAUGAUUUUGCCUAUAUGAAGAAGCGGGAGGAGGAGAUGCGGGACACCAAUGAGUCAACAAACACCCGAGUACUGUACUUCAGCAUCUUCUCAAUGUUCUGCCUCAUCGGACUAGCUACCUGGCAGGUCUUCUACUUGCGUCGCUUCUUCAAGGCCAAGAAGUUGAUUGAGUAAAGAGCCUGUCUCCGCUCCGUUGUAUUAGCCAGCAGAACAUCGCUGGGACAUGCCUGGCCUGGUCCAAGGCCCUCCUACCAACAGUACCAUCAAGGCACGGCAGAGCUUUCUUGCCAGACUGAUUUAUUUUGGUGUGGAGAACAUGGGGUAUCACCUGUACCCAACAAGUCAAUGGGGACUUCUUUUUAACUUGGUAGGAUUUGGACUAGUUUUGUAACAAGACUAUUAAAGUUACCUAUGGAGAAAAAAAACAAAUAGGGGUUACCUAGACAAUGCCAGAGCCAGCAGUGGUCCUGGGUUUCCUCGUGUGAUCUUUCUGAACUGUGCUUGCUUUCCUUCCCCUUGCGUUCACCAGCUGGGUCUGUCAUGCUAGUUCUGUGGCCGUGUUGCACUUGCCUCAUACUACUUUGUUCUCUGUGGGUGUCCUUGGGAAAACUCCCUGAACUUUCUCUUGGCCCUGAGCUGAAAUGUUUACAUAGCUUCUGGUGAUGUGCUAUCGUUUCAUAAUUUUAUGUCUUGUAAAAGGGUCAUGGAUGGGAUACUUCAUAAAAGUGAGCUUUGAACUGUAGAUAAACUCUAAAAGGAAAAUCUCAUUUUAGACAAUUAAAGUGCUGCGCUCAACUGCUUGAACUUUGUGUAUGUGCAUUUAGUUCUGUACAGUAUGAUCACGUGUGACUCAAUGUGACCAUUGCAGGAUACAGUGCACGUCCAUUUCAUGGGCUCUUCGUGCUGACUUUUUUUUAUGGUCCUAGCCACUCCCUUCUUUACUUUCCCCUGUACCUCAACCUCUGGCUACCACUAAUCUGUUCAUCAUUUCUAUAAUUUUGACAUUUCAAAAAUAGAAUCAUAGCUAGGGCAUGGUGGCACACACUUUAAUCCCAGCAUUCAGGAGGCAGAAGUAGGAGGAUUGUUGUGAGUUCAAGGCCACCCUGAGACGACAUAGUGAAUUCCAGGUCAGCCUGGACUAGAGUGAAACUACUUCGAAAAAAAACAAAAACAAAAAAAAAAACCAUAAACAAUAUAGCCUUUUCAUAGUGACUUUUUACUCAGCAUAAUUCUCAUGAAAUCCCCAUCUAAGUUGUUACAUACCUCAGUAGUUUGUUUGUUUUUAUUGCUGAGUAAUGUUCCAUGGUUUAAUAUGUAAUGCCUUUACCAACAAAGGCCAUAGGGGUGGUUUGGGGGUUUGGGCCCUUAAUAAAGCUUCUGUAAACAUUCAUAUAUAGAGGUUCCUGUGUGGCCGUAAACUUUCAUCUCUCUGGGAUAAGCACCCAAAAGGGCAAUCGCUGUAUUCUGUGGCAAACACAUUUCGUCUUUGAAGAAGCGUCCCUGUCGCAGCCCCUGCGGUGUGUCCCUGGUCGGUAUCCUCACAGCCUCAUCAGCAGUUCUUGCUCUUGGUCUUCUACUUUAGCCAGUAGAGUAGGGCAUGUAGUAUCUCGGUAAACUUUCAUUUUCCUACUGGCUAACAGUGUUGAACACGUUUACCUAUGCUUGUCAUUUGCCAUUUGUACGCCUUCUUCAGUGAAAUGUCUAAGUUGCCCAUUUCCUAAUUGUUCUUUUUACUGUUGAGUUUGGCACCUUCCUUACACAUCCUUUAUAACUUCUCUUUCGGGUUUGUGGUUGCCUAAAUUCUUCAUAACUUCUACCAUGGAAAAGUAAGUCCAGUUUUCUAGCUCUUCAUGCAUGGAUAAUCACUGACUUAAUUCCUGUCCUCAUGUGUCAUCUCUAGAAGUUAAGACACACAUUGUUUAAAGUAGAACCACCUAGCAGGGCCGUGGGAAGGAGGAAUACAUGGAAAUACAUGUUGUGAAGGCAAAGCCAAGGAUCACAUGUGGGUGGGAGGUGCCUAAAUGCCAGGACUAAUGGACAGAAGAGAAAUGUGGGGUUGAGAUGUGGCUCCGGAGCAGAGCACUUGCUUAGCAUGUGCAAGGCCCUGGGUCUGAUUGAGAAAACAAGAAAUACAAAUACAAAUGAUAGUGUUCAAAAACAGCAAAAGUACUAACAUUUGAAAUCUUUCCACUUCUCCCAGGAAAGUCGGCAGGAGUUUAUCCUUUCUGUAAUCUCCUUUUAACCCUGCUGACUUUGCUGGACUGUCCUAAUUGCAGGGGUGAGAAUUACAGGACUUAGGCCCUGUACCACUUGCAGUCGAGAAGUAGAAUCCUGAAGUUAUCAGAGAACACCAUUGUGCUGACCUGGAUCAAGUCCAAAGGUGAAAGAGGGAGUGGUUUACAUUGUUCAAAUCUGUUCUGUUAAUGAACCAGUUACUGUUAGGCCCCAAAACCUUUUUCUUUUUGACUCUUCCUGUAAGUUCCUCUUGAAUGGUGAAAAGUGGUUCUUGUCAGUUUGUGCGACACUGCCAUCUGCUGCUGAGAAGUGAUAGGUAUUGUUUUGGAGAGCUUGGCAGUAGAAGCCUUGUCAAAGAAACAGCAGAUGUUGAGAAAGCCUGUAAAGCAUUACAUAGUAAAUGGCAAAGGAGCAUUCGAGCAGGGAAAAGAAUAAGCAAACCUGUGGCCCGACAUCCACCCUUAGACUUUUAAAUGAGAAAGCCUAAUCGAUGCUCUUAACUAACAAAGACUUUGAAAUUUUGAACUGUGCCUUGCCCUUUAAAAAAAUAAAACUGCUCUUUUAUUCUGAAAAUUGUCAAGGUAGGAUAAAAGAGAGUAUUUUAUUUUGUUGGUAUUUUUGUUCCAAAGUGCAAUGCUAAACUUAAGCUUUAUAGAACUGAAAUUCAAAUCCCCUUUCUGUGACUCAUGCCAAAAAUAUCAACGUUGGAAACCCAUGUUUUUGGUUUAGAAGUUAAUUGAUACUACACUAUGAUUUAAGAUACAAGAGAGUAUUUGCCUUUGAUGGAAGGUUAGUAUGAGCAAAUCAGCUUUAAAAACAAGGGACAUUAUCUGUUUCCCUCCAUUUGCAGCCUAUUAUUCAAACUAAUUUGUGUAAUUUAAAUGAGAAUAAUACAGUUCAAUAAACUUUAUUUAUACCUAUUGUCAUGAACCCCUAUCAAAGCCCUUUAUCUGUUUGUCUAAUGGAAAGAGGCAUGUGGGAUUUAUACAGAUUCACUUGUGCUGAAUUGGAGAAUUUUGUGUAAAUUUUCUGCAAUAAAGGCUAGCAGAAACCA